CGCCAUGAUGACCUCGGAAGUUUAUUGAAGCGUCGACAUCCUGUCUUGUUGGAGAUUUCAAAGGCUACAUUUUUCCAACUAUUGUCCUAAAAGGAUCAUUUAAACUGGUUCAACCUUUAAAAUUAAAACAAGGUUGUCCAUGUAUAACAUGAAAAGUUCAACGAGUUCAGAAAGGACGUCUGUUUCUGGCAGUACGAGGAAACUCAGAAAGAAGCCACCUGUGUUAAAACUGACCACAGCUUCACAGCUUCCGCAGAACACUAAUUGCCUGGCGUGUUCAGAUGAUGGCAGAUAUCUCUGCUUAGGUCAUGCGGGGGGCUUGUCUGUGUGGUGCGCGACUACACUGAACCAUGAGGCCCAGUGGCUGCAGGAAAGACUGGAGAUUACGUGCAUUCACAUGACCACCACCGGCGAGAGCUUUUAUCUGCUGGCCAGUAUUGAUGAUAUGGGUGUUGCCAGAGUCUUUAUGUUUAACAUGGAAUGUAUUUAUCCUUUCAGCGUUAUUAACUCAUUGGAGGAUAUCAACAAAAGAAACGUUUGUUUCAACUUUGAAAUAUCUGAAGGAGGCGACUAUGGAGCUGCAUCAAUGAGGUGCAACAACGAUGUUUGGCUGGAUAUCUAUUACUUUCCAGUAGAUGACUGGAUGAGAGAGUUAAAGGAUCCCAAACUCUCUGCAAACAUGAAAUGGUCUCCAGCUCCUCGGGUGAAUAAAAUCAUGCCAUUAGCAGCGACCAUGACUGAUUUCUCCAACAUGUUGACUCAUUGUUUGGUUCUAGAUGACACGAACGAGCCCCCCAGACAUUGCACUUAUCACUUUCUCCUGAAAUGUGGUCACUCUCAUGGCCAGAACAAACCAAAGUCAGGAUGUCCCAUAACUGUAUGUUUUUGGUGGAAUGGAAGUUACAAUCUUCUCUACCACAUGCUGUCCAAAACAACAAAGUUCAAACAAGGUCCAGAACCUCAGGCGUCUGUGCUGUGGCCCAACUCAGCAGAAAUCGUAUGCUCCGCCGUCAGCAGAUGCACUCGUUUCAUUGCGCUUGGCCUCAGCAACACUCUUGUGUGUGUGUGGGACAGGCUAGCUGGCGCUCCCUUGUCAGUCUGUAAGAUGUCUACAGGCAGCGCCUUCCUCAGGCUGCAGUUUGCGGAUUACUGCCUUGCAUGCACUGAUAUUACCCAGACUUUAACCACAAGUGAAAUCCACCUUGUGGUUGUUUGUAAAAGUGGAGCAGUUUAUAUAAUGAACACAAGGCGAGGAGAAGCAACCCGCUCAGCGCAACUCACGCAAAGGCCAAAAGACAGUGGUGAUGUGCUGACUGUUACUGCAUCCGUGGCAUUUCUGCGGGGCUUGUCACUUUUGGUGCAUCGUAAUGGGAAAAUGUUCCUGCAAGAUGUCGUCAACGGAGCCACAGUAUGUGCCCUGAUUCCUCCCACCAAUCAUCUGCUGGCUACCCACUGUGCUCCUGUUUACGCUCUGAACGUCAAGCAGCACAUUCUGUAUAUGCAAGGUGUCCAGGAGUCCACCCUUUGCAGUUCAUCCAUAGGAAAUGAGCGUCCAAGUCAACUCCUCGUUCUACAUUUCGACGAGCACGACGUCACCAAGCCUUAUGUUGUGUCACAACCACAAUCUCCAAGGCUACAAGCAAUAAGUGUUACCGGCGAAGAAGCUUGCAAUGAUUAUCUCCAUGAAAGAGCUCUGUCAAUGGAGGAAAGGCACAAAUCCAUAACGCAGACAUGGAAGCGACUGCAGGAGACAGGUGCUUACGUAAAGAACUGCUAAAUAAUUUUAUCUUACUCAUUGGUAAUAUUGUCAAAAAAUAUUGCAAAAAAUGCUGUUAAUCAUUUAAGUUCAAAUAUUGUGAUGUCCCAGCUUCUAUGGGAAUGGAGAUUAAUUUAUUCUUUUUCUAACAUGGCUCAUUUUAAUAUUCAAUGAAUCAAUCAAUCAAUCAAAGAUUAUUCGUAAAGCCCUUAAUCACAAAUGUCUCAAAGGGCUGCACAAACGACAACAACAUAUCCUCGGAUCUGAUCCCACAACAGGGCAAGAAAUAACUCAACCCAAUGGGAGCAUUGUGAAAACCUAGAAGGGAUCCCAGAUAUAGGGAUCUCCCCUCCUACAGGAUCUGAUAUUUAUUUAAAAUGUUUUGUUUUAGACACUCAUUUGAAUUAUGAGAGAUAUAGUUGCCAAAGAGCUGCAGGUGAGGGUCAUGAAAGAACUUCUUGGCACCGUUAGCAAAAGUUUGCUUCCACAGUAGAAACUGGGUCAAUUUCCGUUCAUUUCUGAUACGCCUGCAUUAAAGUUAAAGUUAAAGUUAAAGUACCAACGAUUGUCACACACACACUUGAAAUUUGUCCUCUGCAUUUGACCCAUCCCCUUGAUCACCCCCUGGGAGGUGAGGGGAGGAGUGAGCAGCAGCGGUGCCGCACCCGGGAAUCAUUUAUGGUGAUUUAACCCCCAGUUCCAACCCUUGAUGCUGAGUGCCAAGCACUCAGCACCAUUUUUUUGUAGACUUUGGUAUGACUUGGCCGGGGUUUGAACUCACAACCUACCUAUCUCAGGGCGGACACUCUAACCACUAGGCCAAUGAGUAUUAUACAAUGAAAUAACUGCGCAACAGAGUCCACUUGAAUGAAAAGGCUCAAAAACCUAGGGCCUGAUCUACUGAAGGCUUGUGUGUGUUAAAACACGUGCUAACUGGAAAGUGCAUGCAAAGUCGAUCUACUAAGUCCCUUAAAUAAGCAAAAUAGAGAGAUUAAACAUUAAGCGAGUCUGUCUUUAUGUACUUUAUAUACAGAAUAUAUGCUGAUAUUAAGAAUGCCCACAAUACUUGGAAGAGUAGAUGCAAAUAUAAUCAUUCAGCGCUUACAUUGUGAUUUAUCAAGACUAAAACUGCUCUGCAGUCGCUGUUUUGCAUCCGAAUUUAGCGUAUUUGAAAUGUUUGUGCAAAAUGACACAUUUACGCAGAAAUGGCUGUGAGAAAGGAGGUGAUUGGGCUGCAAAGACAAACGAUGGACAGAGAAUCCAGUCCAAUGUGUAUAUGUCAACAUAUUUUAAGUGUCAUAAAUAAAAAACUAAUAGGCAUGUCUUCUAUUCAUCAAUAUCUUUUUUUUUAUCAUUUUAUAGCUGUUGGGUCACUUAAGGGGUUGAUUAAAACAAAUUCAACUGAUUCGUGUUGGUGUUUUUUAAUGGGUUUUUUUUAUCCUAUAGGACAUACAUUAUUAAUAUAUUUUAUAUAAAAAUGUUGCAAUUUGCAUUUUCUUGCCUCUGGAUCAUUCAAGACACACCAUCACAACACUGCAGUGCCUCCCACAGUGCACCUUCACUUCAUUAUAGUCAUGUACUGGUGCUUUAUACAUGGGUUUUUGUACGUUUCAACAGGUCAAAUUUGACUUUACGUUUUAAGACUUUUUAAGACCAUAGUGAGUAUAAUUUCAGAUCCUUUCACAUCCAUAUGGACAAAAAUUAACAAAAACAUUAGAUUCGCCAAGUUAAUACUUUACGAAAAACUCAUAACAAAAAUGCUUGAAAAUAACUUUGAAACAAGAUUAAAUACAAAUAAUAUCAAGAUAAUACUUAAAUGGUAAAUGCUAAACAUUAAAAGUAUAUCAAACAAACCUUUAACAGAGGGAUCACUGCAAACUCAUGCAUUUUUAGACGUGAUCGGCUUCCCUUGGUGUGCUUGUCACUAUUUUCGUCUUCUUUCGUAAAAUCUUGACCUCUUUCGCCCUUCUUGAUUACUUCUCGAGGAACUCUGAAGAAAAAAUGUUUUCUUUUUUGCGAUUAGAACGGUUCCAACAACCUAAAAGAAAGGCAAUUAUAUGGUGUUUUUCUUUGAGAAAGGCAUAAUCUUGCCCAGAACACUAUGCUAACAGAUGCUUGCUGGCCCACCACUUCGGGACUAUUAAAUUAAGUGAGCUGUAUGUGACGUUAGGUGAAUACAACUCAGAAUUAAAAACAUAUCUACGGUACUACUACUGUAUCGGCACAAAGUUAAGAAAAACAGAGUGUGUAGACAGAAGGAUUGUCUAAAAUGGAAAGAAGGCGAAUAGCUUGCAAACCUAAAACAGUAUUUGGAUGUGAAUAAUGUGGAUACCAUUCAAAUUUUAUCAGCACAUUUUGUAUCUGGUAAGAAUACAUUUUUACCUGUUUUUGUGACUUUUUUAAAAAACAUAUUGCUAGUAAACAAGGAAUCGUUUUCAUCUUAGCAUGACCAGAUGACAUUAGUAAAUCUUCCUUGCUUUCCUCACUCAACCAUAAACUGAGUGUAAACAUCCAUCCAUCCAUUUUCUACCGCUUAUAAGAUUUUCUACCGCCUAUAAGAUUUUCUGUUUAGUGUAAACACUAAACAGAAAAUCUUUAUAGCUUUUAAUAUCACUUGCUGUAUAAAGUUGAAGAACAGAUUAGACAUGAGAAGCUGACCUGAAAUUCUUGGAAUAAAUAAUGGAAAUAAUAUAAAAUAAUUGUGUUGUUUUUUUAAUGGUUUUACUGUUGUGAGGAUGCUAUUACCACAGAGAUAUUAGCGCGUGGUUACUGGAUGUAAAAGUGAACACUCACGUACCGCCGUUUGUGCUUGCCGCUUUUGUGCUACAAAUAUAGUCCUACCUUAUUAAUUGCGCAGAACUCUAUUCUGAUGGUGCUCGGUAGAUUCUGUCCGGGCAGCACAGGUUUUAGUUCUGUUUUGUUGUUACGUUAUAGCGGGAUCAAAAAUCUAAAUAUUUAAAACCAAGACUGAAGUUUUAAAUAAAAGUCUUAGAACAUUUCAAAAUCUAAUUACAGAUAUUUUAUGAGCUUUGAGAGAAUCCUAAGACAUUUUAGGGCUUUACAUUGAAAUGUUUGGAUUUAAGACUUUUUAAGAUCCUGCGGAUAACCUGUGUAUUGAUUUGUGUGAUGCAUGUCAACAACAUGACAAAACACCACUUGUUGGACCGAUGAUGAGAAUACACUGUAAAUGAGUACCUACAUGCAAAAAAUGUGGUAAUAACUAGAUCAUGAUCACCCAUAAAGAUCACUUGCACAUUAUAAAAUGUUUUAUCUCAUAUAAUAAGAAUAUUUAAGGAAAGCUGUCUGAUCUCGAGUUUCUAUGCAGAUGUAACUUGACUGUUUUAUGUGUGCUGUCUUUUAACUUCAAUACUUUUAGAUCGAAAGAGAAAACAAAUUAUGUUCAUGAUAGUUUUUGCAUACCAAUCUCAAUGCAUUCCAUUGGGGAAGGAGAAACAAACAUGGCCCUUAACAUUUGGGAAUUGACUCAGCACAGAUAAUAGGCAGCAGUCCUCCAAAGAUGUCAGCACAAAGCCUGAGGGGUGUUUGCUGAUGAGAUCCAUGCAGAGGAUCAGUGCAGCAUUUGCAGUGUAUGUGUGUCCUUAAAAGUGAGUUAUGUCUUUUUCUAUUCACCUCAAAGGGACAACCGAGUCACAGUCAGCACUUUUAAUCAGCAAUACCACAAUUACACAAUUUUGGAGCGCACACACAGACCCUUUUUGAUUGGUUCUUGCUCAAGUCUCCAGAUGUAUUUAUUGUACUGUAGAUUGUUUGGAGAAAUUACCUCUAAUCGGGCACUUUUUAUUUAUGUAAAAUUUUGAAUUUGGAUAUCAAAAAGUAUCAGACCAUUAUACUUUUUUUUUCCCCCAACAAUAUCAUUAACAAGCGUUCAUUUUAAAAAUUUGAAAUGUUUUUCCAAACCGUACAUUUUUUCAUUUUUUUUUAAUCAUUUCAUACUUUUGUGAAUUAAAUGUUUCUAAUGAGUGAAGUUAAUAAAUAAUUAUUUUAAAUUAAUUAUUUUGUGUAGAUAAUCAUCUGACCAUAUCACAAAACGUGUUUGCCUCUGUGCCUUUUUUGAAAAUGUUAAAUGUUUCCUUUAUUAUUGCUAAAUUUUAACUACAGUUUUACUUACUUUAUUUGUAUAAGUUAUUAAAUAUUUUUUUAUUUUAACUUUU
Nerophis ophidion (straightnose pipefish) is the source of this 5928-nucleotide messenger RNA. RefSeq names its product WD repeat domain 93 (gene wdr93). The record is from RefSeq and is a predicted model, not a curated record. Gene Ontology annotation, biological process: electron transport chain. Bases 140 to 1777 code for a protein of 545 amino acids. NCBI's taxonomy places the organism in Eukaryota, Metazoa, Chordata, Actinopteri, Syngnathiformes, Syngnathidae. Gene Ontology annotation, molecular function: protein binding. The transcript is spliced from 16 exons.